UCCUCAAGCGUCAAAAGUAGCUAGCUUGGUCCAGCCAUUCUGUUGCUGUCUUUUCAACGUGAACAACGGCGUUUCCUCCUUAUAAUCGGAGCUUGUUCAAAGUAAGAUACAUCUAUCACUAUGGCUGCCUACAAGCUGGUGUUGAUCCGCCACGGAGAGAGCAACUGGAACCAGGAGAAUCGAUUUUGUGGCUGGUUCGACGCCGAUCUGAGCGAGACUGGAGAACGGGAGGCGAGGAGAGGAGGACAGGCCCUGAAAGAUGCUGGCUAUGAGUUUGACGUGUGCUACACCUCAGUCCUGAAGAGGGCCAUCCGCACUCUGUGGCUGUGUCUGGACAGCAUUGACCAGAUGUGGCUUCCCGUCCACCGGACCUGGCGCCUCAACGAACGCCACUACGGUGGCCUGACGGGGUUAAACAAGUCCGAGACUGCUGCCAAGCAUGGAGAGGCUCAGGUGAAGAUCUGGAGGCGGAGCUUUGAUAUACCUCCUCCCACCAUGGACCCGGACCAUGACUUCUACACCAUCAUCAGCAAGGACCGUCGUUAUGGCGAACUGUCGGAGGAGCAGCUUCCAUCCUGUGAGAGCCUGAAGGACACCAUCGCCCGGGCACUGCCCUACUGGAACGACGAGAUUGUGCCCCAGAUCAAACAGGGCAAGAGGGUUCUCAUCGCUGCCCAUGGCAACAGCCUCAGGGGCAUUGUCAAGCAUCUCGAGGGUAUGUCUGAGGAAGCCAUCAUGGAGCUGAACCUGCCCACAGGCAUCCCCAUCCUGUACGAGCUGGACAAGAACCUGAAACCCGUCAAGCCCAUGCAGUUCCUGGGGGACGAGGAGACCGUCAGGAAGGCUAUGGAGGCAGUGGCAGCCCAGGGCAAAGUCAAGAAGUAGACAGCGAGAGGGGGCACUGUGCAUCAUGGUGUAGGAAGUUGCACUUAUUUACAGAUCUAGGAUCAGAUUUUAUAUUUGCCUCCCAUCAAUUCCUAACCUUCCCGAGCAUGUAAAACUGACCUUAGAUCAGUGUCUCUGGGAAGCUUCAUUCUACUCCAUGUGGUACAGAGUAGGGGUAAAGGGAUAUGGGUUGUAGGAGGGGGGUCAGUAAUACUACAGCUCUCAAAGGAGCUCACACACACACUGUACUUGCAGUCCAAGAAACAUAAGCACUAAGAAUGUGUGAUCGUAUUCAACUCUACUGUGCAUAGAAAGUCUAACAAGUGGAUUAUAAAGUAACUAAUAAGUUAGUAUAGAUUAAUAUUGACCAAGCCACUUCUAUGGGGACCACUGACUACUCUAUCAAAUCACAGUCAUCAUUUCACUGGCUUAUUAUUGUGUCUCUGUAAAACAAAUAAAACGUAUGUUUCCCCUGUUUAA
Messenger RNA from Coregonus clupeaformis (lake whitefish), 1365 nucleotides. RefSeq names its product phosphoglycerate mutase 1-like. Gene Ontology annotation, biological process: glycolytic process. NCBI's taxonomy places the organism in Eukaryota, Metazoa, Chordata, Actinopteri, Salmoniformes, Salmonidae. The coding region runs from base 121 to 885 and encodes 254 amino acids. The record is from RefSeq and is a predicted model, not a curated record. The transcript has 4 exons. Gene Ontology annotation, molecular function: intramolecular phosphotransferase activity.